CGAUCUCUCUGUGUCGGUCAGGAGAACGUUAGUGGGACGUUUCUCUCUCCGUCCCUCCAUGUGAUUCGGUCGCUUCUUCCCAUCACGGUGUGAACGGCAGCAGCUUCACCUCACCUUUCGCAAACCACAACUCCCCUCUACUCCUCCUCUUGCUCUCUACGUGUGUAUGUGUGUAGUAAGUGAGUGUGUGUGCACGAAGACUAAGCGGCAGGAAGAAGGAAGCACCAAGGACGUCCUUUUUCCAGCCCCGGGAGCCGGAGAUGCAAGGGAGGAACAGUUAGAUUAGCCUGUGCUGCUGUUGCCUGCUGCAGGAUAACUUCGUUCCGGAGAGUGCUGCAUCUGAAGCUCUGCUCUGAUCCUUGUUUGGUGUGUGUGAGUGUGUGAGGAGGAUUUCAGCCAGUCGCCGGACGGAGAUCUGGCUACAAAGGACUUCUACUUGUCGAUAACAAUUGAAUGUAACAUUGCUCGGAUAAAGAAGGCAAGGAAUUAAAAGCCAUCAUCAUGAAUUUCGUUAUGAAACAAGCUUUGGGAGGGGCCACCAAAGACAUGGGCAAGAUGCUUGGUGGAGAGGAGGAGAAAGAUCCUGAUGCUCAGAAAAAAGAGGAAGAAAGGCAAGAGGCGCUGAGGCAACAGGAGGAAGAGAGGAAGGCCAAAUAUGCAAAAAUGGAAGCAGAGAGAGAAAACCUCCGACAGGGUAUCAGGGAUAAGUAUGGCAUCAAGAAGAAGGAGGAGAAGGAAGCAGAAGCAGCGGCUGCUAUGGAGCAGGCCUCCGAGGGCAGCCUCACCCGUCCGAAGAAGGCGGUUCCCACUGGCUGUGGUGACGAAGAGGAAGAGGAGAGCAUCGUGGAUACGGUCAUGAAAUUCAUCCCGACCCCGCUCAUGGAUAUGUUCAAUAAAAAGUAACAGUAUUUUGGAUGAAAUAUGAUUAACUUCCUACAAUGUCAUCUAAGACUAAUGUCGUACCUUUCUUCAUCUCCCACCCCUUCAACCUAACUUCUAAGUGUCUGAAAUUGAUUAAUGUGCCAUGACAUUUCUCUUGAUUUAAGUUAUAUGAUCUGUGAUGGUGACAUGAACUUUAUAAUCUCUCAUAUAGAGCAUCUUUCUGAAUAACUUGUGAUUAUAACCCAAUUUUAAAAGUAUGUAACACCAACACAGAUCUAGUGGCUUUACUUCAAGGCAAAUGUUAUGCCAUGUUUUCAAAAUGUCAAGCACUUAGAAUAAGACCAGAUAUCACCCAUCAUCCACAUUUUUCUGUUUGUAAAUAGCCUUGGGUUAUAAAAAAGAGAACUAUAUAGGAGUGAAUAAGUGACAUAUAACAAGAUGACUAAGAGUAUAAGCCAUAUUUUUAACAUUUAAGAAAUAAUCCAAUUCAUUAAAAAAAUUGAUUAAAUUUUCCUGUUAUUUUAUUGCUAAUAUUUGAUACAUUAAGUGUAUAUAAAUACUUGCAUUUUUAUUAGUUAUCCGUUGUGAGGAUUCAACCCAUUAACUGUCCAUCAUGUUCUCAUUGAUUUAUUCUGAAUGUGUAAUAUGAGCACUGGGUCAAAACAACCUGUAAAACCAGAAAGUGAAGGAAUUAUUUUGUUUUGGGGCAUGCAGUAAACUUUUGUGAAGUGAAGUACACAAAUGGAUUCCAUUUGAUUUUUAUGAUGAAGCAAAAUACAUUGAUAUUUGAGGCAAUAACUGGUUUUCCAUUUUUUAUUUAAUUAACAUCUCAUCCACAACACACAGUAGGUGAUAAUUGACUUUGUGUCUGAAAUGUUCUUCCAAGGGGAAAACUAUAAAUUAUCUCUCUUAAGUUAAUUCACCAUACAUAAAGUUUGUCUCUGAGACAUAUAAAUUCUAUACAUGUGUGGUUUUAACAUUUAGUUUUUAUGUCCUGUGGCAGGUGUCACUUGCUCUGCUUUUUGCAGUAGUAUGUGUACAUUUUAGACCAGGCUAGUUUAUUUUGAUUUGUGUUGACAUUUCACCAAAAAAAAAUGAAGAAACUUCACAAACAAAACUAUGUUGUGAACACACUACAUGUGAACAGACAGUGACAAUAGUGCAAUAUAUUGUUCGAAAUGAAGUUGUCCUGUGUCCAUUGGUUUAACUGAUGGGAGUGAAGUCCCAAAUCAGCAAUAACAGACAAUCUUCAUUGUUGUGUGUUUAGACUUACUCUUCGAUGUGUUAGUCGGUGUUAAGGCACAGAUGUGUCUGCAUAGCGGCAGUAAAGCCUUUGUAGGUCAGACAUAUUUGAUUAAAAAAGAGAAAAGGGGGAAGGUGGGACGAUUUGUUUUGUGUCGUAAAAAAUGUUCAGCUACAUGUUACUGAUGAGCACAAACAGGAUUUGUGUUCGAAAUCAUAAACCAUACAGCAAAUCUGUCUGCAGGUUUUCAAAGGCAGGCAUUAACAAUACAUGCAGAGAAAUGUGAUGAAAUAAUGAGGGACUUUUUAAAAAGCCCUGAGCCCUGCGUGAAAGCUCCGUCACUAUAUAACAGAAAAUGUUUACAAAUUUGGCUCACAUUUAAAGGGGGUCAUCUGAAGGUAAAAUCAAAAUUUUCUCCAUAUGCCUUGUUAUUUUUUCUGUUUACCCUUCAUUCCACAGUGUCUUGCUAAAACAUUCCAGAUAUUUCAGACAUUCCACCAGACUUGUUCUGGUAGCAGUCAAACUUGGAUAUUUACAGUAGACUUCAGUUGAUGCCUUUGUUAGCCUACAAGUAGCCUACUUCACAAUGACAUUUGAUGUUGUUAUAACCCAAAAAUAGACAGUAGAAUGAAUGAAAUACAUAUACAUAAAGAUUAAUGACUUGACAAAGUAAAAGCAAAGUUAUUAUAUGUACUGUUGUGUACAGAAAAAAAAUCCCACAUGAAGUUUAGGGGGAAGCAUAAAUGUGGUAUUAGCAGAGGUACAGUUAAAUCUUGUGAUACAAUUUGUUAGAAAAUGUUUUUGUGAUUCACACAGUCACUGUAGCUGUAGGCAAAAUUAAGGUUUUCCAAUCCAGCUUGUUUACCACAUUGCCACUGUUUUUAUGAAGCUAGCUAAACAUGAAAUAACACUAAUUCUGAACUUGUGCAUUCCUGUGGCAUAGACGAGGGAAAUUUAGCUUUUAUCAGUGCUUUGUGAGCUCUGUAAUCAUGUUGAAUAUAUAUAUAUAUAAAAAACAUCCAAGGGCACAGUGUGGCAAGGGCACCUGUAGAGCAUAUUUAUUGAAAUGCCUGUGAUUUUAUUGUACUCGUAAACUGCCUUUGCCAGCAUCUGUUCAAACAGUGUGUUAGCAGAUAGUUAGCAACCGAUAGUUGUUUACAGUUAUGAAAACAUACAUCAACAACACUCAAAUCCAUUAUCAGAGCCGUUAUCCAAUCAAACCAAAGAAGAGUGCUGGUAAUAGUAGAUUUAAACAAUAGGUUGCAUUCUAGUUAUUUAUUUACUGCAUAUCUUAUUUAUUUUGAAAUUCUCAGGUAUUAAAUCUUUAAGUUUUAAUAGAAGUUUAAACCAUAACUAGCCUUCUCUUAGCAUAAUUCACCUUCUCUGCUAACAAUUUAACAAUUUCAUUGCCAUGGGCUUAGCAAGCCUACACUAACUUUUAUUUAUGAAUGACAUAUCUCUUGUUUGGCCCAGACUAUUUCCGAAAGCUAUAAUUACUGCCCAGUCAACCUCUGUAUCAGCAUCAAAACCUUAGCGAACUUCAUCAGUGUGUGCAGUUCUUCAGACUACUAGUGAACCUUUUCCAAACUGUUGUGCUCUGAAAUCAUAUCACCCAUUGCCUGUCAUCCAUCAUAAAUCAUAAAUCCAUUGAUCAUCAUCUUGUAAAUGCCAAUUGAUUGCGCUCUAAAUAGACCACUGCCCAAACAAACUGCCCAAGUCAUGCGUAAUCAAUAUUUAGUCGUCCAGUAGACUCCAAUUAAGUGUUGAGUUGGAAGUCACUCACUUGUACUCAUACAGCUCAUAUAAUAUGAUUAAGAAACUGCCUGAAAAAUAUUCCACCUAAACAACAUACUCCUUUGAUGUGACUUGAAUGUAACUGUCUGAUGUUUAUCUCUCUUUGCAUCUGUCUUUCUCUGUUCUGUACAUGUUGAGAAGAUGCUUACUCUUGUGCAGUAUUUUUUCUUUCUUGUCUGUAGCCGGUCCUGUUUGUGUCCUCUGGUGGUUGGUAUUUGAAAAAUGUUAAUUUGGUGCAUUCUUUUGUACUGUGUAAUCUUCUCACCCUUCUCCCUCCUUCUCGCUCUCUAUCUCCCUAUUUGUUGACAAUGUUGAAAUGUAUGCAUGCUUAUGGUGUGCGAUUUAGGCAAGGUUGUUGAUAAAAUCGUUUUGUGUCUUCUCUGUGUUUCAAAGCUCCACCUGUUAGCCUCACUGCAUGCCAUUUUAGACAGAUAUUUCAGUCUGUAACUUUCCUGCAAAAAUGGAAUCACCGCACACUCUGAGAAUAAAGUGAUUUCAUAUAA
Molecule: messenger RNA, 4422 nt
Organism: Micropterus dolomieu (smallmouth bass)
Lineage: Eukaryota; Metazoa; Chordata; Actinopteri; Centrarchiformes; Centrarchidae
Product: complexin-2-like
Exons: 4
Coding region: 502-903 (133 amino acids)
Biological process (GO): synaptic vesicle exocytosis; regulation of neurotransmitter secretion; neurotransmitter transport
Cellular component (GO): SNARE complex; terminal bouton
Molecular function (GO): syntaxin binding
Source: RefSeq, a predicted model, not a curated record